UCUCUGCCUACUGUGUGAGUCCGUGUAUUCUUCUUUGGGAACUAAUGAGACUAUAAAUAUUCGAUCGAUUAGUUGGUGAAAGAGACGCAUUGAAGCUAAGGAAUAUCUUGGUGAAUAAUGAUGUGGAGGAGAGUGGUGGCUCGAUCUGCUGCCGCGGCGUCGAGUGUCCGCGAUUUGCGGAGGUUCUCGAUGGCAGCUGCGACAUCGAUACCAGGACCUUGUAUCGUGCACAAGCGUGGUGCUGAUAUUCUUCAUGAUCCCUGGUUUAAUAAGGAUACAGGUUUCCCUGCAACAGAAAGAGAUCGACUAGGUCUCCGCGGUCUUCUCCCUCCUCGUGUCAUAUCAUUUGAACAGCAGUAUGCUCGUUUCAUGGAAUCAUAUCGAUCCUUGGAGAAGAAUACUCAGGGACAGAAAGAUGAUUUCAUAGCUCUAUCAAAAUGGCGGAUCCUGAAUAGGUUACACGACAGAAAUGAGACAUUGUACUAUCGUGUUCUCAUUAAUAACAUUAAAGAUUUUGCUCCAGUAAUAUACACUCCAACAGUAGGACUAGUUUGUCAAAAUUAUUCUGGGUUGUUUAGGCGCCCACGUGGAAUGUACUUCAGUGCCAAGGACAAGGGAGAGAUGAUGUCCAUGAUAUAUAACUGGCCUGCUCAUGAGGUUGACAUGAUUGUGCUGACAGAUGGCAGUCGUAUACUUGGGCUGGGUGACCUUGGAGUUCAGGGAAUUGGUAUACCCAUUGGAAAACUUGAUAUGUAUGUUGCUGCUGCGGGAAUCAAUCCACAACGAAUAUUGCCAGUUAUGCUGGAUGUGGGUACUAACAAUCAGAAGCUCCUUAAGGAUCGACUCUAUUUAGGAUUGCGAGAACCAAGGUUGGAAGGAGAAGAGUAUUUAUCUGUAGUUGAUGAAUUCAUGGAAGCUGUCCAUGCACGUUGGCCAAAGGCUAUUGUGCAGUUUGAGGAUUUUCAAAUGAAGUGGGCGUUUGAAACACUGCAACGCUACCGGAAAAGGUUUUGUAUGUUUAAUGAUGACAUACAGGGUACAGCAGGUGUUGCACUGGCUGGUCUACUUGGAACUGUUAGGGCACAAGGUCGUCCAUUAACUGAUUUUGCAAAUCAAAAGAUAGUUGUUGUUGGAGCUGGAAGUGCUGGGCUUGGUGUACUUAACAUGGCAUUGCAGGCUGUUUCAAGAAUGGCAGGGCCAGUGGCAAAUCCUCACUUUUUCCUGCUCGAUAAAAAUGGUCUAAUUACAAAUGAGAGGAAUGAUAUUGAUCCAGCAGCUGCUCCAUUUGCUAAAACGCAUGAAGAGAUCAAGAGCUUUGGACUUCAAGAGGGAGCAAGUCUGAUUGAAGUGGUCAAAAAGGUCAAGCCUCACGUGCUUCUCGGUUUGUCUGGUGUUGGAGGUCUUUUCAAUGAAGAGGUGCUUAAGGCAAUGCGAGAAUCUGAUUCCAUUAAACCUGCUAUUUUUGCAAUGUCCAAUCCUACCAAUAAUGCUGAAUGCACUGCUAGGGAUGCUUUCAAGCAUGCUGGUGAACAGAUAGUCUUUGGAAGUGGCAGCCCUUUUGAACAUGUUGAUCUUGGUAAUGGAAAAAUUGGCCAUGUGAAUCAAGCAAAUAACAUGUACCUGUUUCCUGGGAUCGGGUUGGGAGCUCUUGUAUCUGGUGCUCGCUUUAUUACUGAUGGGAUGCUGCAAGCAGCUGCAGAAUGCCUUGCUUCUUAUAUGACUGAUGAAGAAAUUCAGAGAGGAAUCUUGUAUCCAUCUAUUGACAGCAUUCGGGAUAUUACAGCAGAGGUUGGAGCAGCAGUUUUGCGAGCAGCUGUUGCUGAAGAGCUAGCAGAAGGAUAUCAUGAUGUGGGAACAAAAGAGCUAGUAAGCAUGUCAAAGGAGGAGACUGUCGAAUAUGUUAAAAGAAAUAUGUGGGAUCCUGUUUACAGUCCUCUUGUUCAUGAGAAAUGAACAUCUCUCCUUUAUACAUUGUUUGGAGGGGAUAUUUGGCAGCCCACCAUGUAAAGUUCGGCAGUGAAAUGUAUCAGUCAGAAUUCAAACUCAAGGGACUAAUGGGCGAAAUAUUGAAAGAUGGCUGAGAGACAUGCCUUCAAAUUUUGAUUCUUUUGGUAAAGCUAUUGUUACAAACGAAAAAAUUUUUCUUUUAUUACUGUAAUGGAUGAUGUACGCUAGUUUUUUGUAAGGAUCAAAAGUGGAAAAAAGUCUCUAUUACCGCCCAAGGCAGAUAUUCUAGCUAUCCAAAAAUAAUUUUAAAAAAA
Coffea eugenioides is the source of this 2261-nucleotide messenger RNA. Its product is annotated as NAD-dependent malic enzyme 59 kDa isoform, mitochondrial. Gene Ontology annotation, biological process: malate metabolic process; pyruvate metabolic process. Bases 118 to 1953 code for a protein of 611 amino acids. Lineage: Eukaryota; Viridiplantae; Streptophyta; Magnoliopsida; Gentianales; Rubiaceae. The transcript has 20 exons. The record is from RefSeq and is a predicted model, not a curated record. Gene Ontology annotation, cellular component: mitochondrion. Gene Ontology annotation, molecular function: malate dehydrogenase (decarboxylating) (NAD+) activity; NAD binding.